AUGAGCUCUGGGCGCCAAGGUGGUGCUGAUGCAUCCUUAGGAGAUGACCCGGCCGGAAGUGCCGGCACUGCGGUGCCGGACUGCAGUGGCGGCGCCGGCGCCAAGCGCCGGCCCUCGGCAGUCGCUGCUGCAGGCGAAGCGCGCGACGCGCGCGUCGAGGACGUCGAGGCGCGGCCCCUGCAGCUGUUGGUUGAUGCAGCGGCGCGCGCGCGGCUGCAGGCGCACAGCGUGCACGCGCGCAGGCUCAGCGGCGACGGCGCGCAGCACGCCCAAGAGGCGUUGCCCGCUGCGCAGCAGCGGCGCGCGCGCGAGGCGCACGCGAGGCGGCGAAGCGGGACGCCGCCGGAGCAGCAGUUGGGCGCCUGUGAGCGGCCCGAGAGCUCCUCUCCGCAGACAGCUGCCCUCCAGCAGCAGCAGCAGCAGCAGCAGCAGCAGCGGCGGCCUUUGCCUGCGAGGCUCACGAGCGCCGCAGAAGCCGUGGGGGUUGAGCCGGCGCGCAGCACCGGCACUGCACGCCGCUCCACGUUGCGCGGCGUCGGACGCACCCUGACUGGCGCCAAUCACCAGGCCACCCUGAAUCUCCUGGG
Messenger RNA from Monoraphidium neglectum, 587 nucleotides. RefSeq lists its product as hypothetical. The transcript has a single exon. The record is from RefSeq and is a predicted model, not a curated record. The annotation marks the transcript as partial. NCBI's taxonomy places the organism in Eukaryota, Viridiplantae, Chlorophyta, Chlorophyceae, Sphaeropleales, Selenastraceae.